Molecule: messenger RNA, 2368 nt
Organism: Folsomia candida
Lineage: Eukaryota; Metazoa; Arthropoda; Collembola; Entomobryomorpha; Isotomidae
Exons: 2
Coding region: 783-2321 (512 amino acids)
Source: RefSeq, a predicted model, not a curated record
UCUGUGGACAGGAAACUCCAUACUUGGGUAAAAUUGAUGGAAAUAAUAAGUGUAUGGAAUUAUUAUUGCACAUAAAACCAGUUUUCCUACUAAAUUACAGUGCUCCCCUAAUAAACGUUAGUGCACAGUGUCUUAAUUGCCAUUUCCGAUUCGUGUUGAAUACACGAUGCACGCAGUGGUUUAGCCUACAUAUUUACAUACUUUUAUUCAUUCAUUAUAUCAGCACAAAAUGCAUGCAAAAUAUGAAACCCUUGCUUUCUGCCUUGAUAAACCAGUAAUCCAAUAAUUCAAGUGGUCAGGUCAGUUCUGUUUUACAUUUAUUUCUUCUUGGUGUACUUUACAUACCUACGUAGUUUUAUCCUUAGAACAGUAGUAGUGGCGUUGGUUUUACUAAUUUCUGUCUGCUGUAGAUAUUAUCAUACGUUGGGAAUUUGAUUGAGAUCAAUCUCACUCGUAUCGGUGUAUGAUAGAGGCUGUUGAUGAAUCCUCAUUUUAAUCUCAAUUUGGGCAACAAUUUUCCUAUUACUUGUGUAAUACUAAAAACCUUCGCGUUAUCAAUCCAACCAGUUUUUGUAGUUUCUGUAAUUUUAAUAGCGCUGUCUAGUUUGUACACGCCACCAUCAAACACUUGUUCCCAACUUGUGUUGUUGUGGUCGUCAAUCAAGACGCGACGAGGUUUCAUUGUAGUCCUCGUAUCGAAUUAUACUGCCAAAAAAAUGAGAAAAGAAAUUGUGAAAACGUAAAAUAUUUCGAAAUUAGCUGCAAACGAAAUAAAAUUCGACAUGGGUCAAGAUAAUGUCUCACUUGAGACGACCUAUUCUUCUGAGCAAACCUCCACCAGCAGCCCCCAAGUUACGACUCUACUCUCCAGUUCCUAUUCUGACAAGGAUUUCAUGGAAAAAGCGACCAGUUCCAGUUCGAUCUGCUCAUCAGACUCCUCCUCUCAUGUCCCCUUCACAAUUGACCUCACAGGACCCAUGCCCGUGAUCGGAGUCCUUAAUCGUGACGGUACUGAGCAAAAGAAACCACAAUUUGAGACUAUUUCCGUCCGAAGAUACAACAGACUGAUUCGAGAAGCGUCCCAAGUUCCUGUCGUGGUCGCAACCUCCAUUCCCAAUGGAAUCGAGGAAGAUAUUUCCUCUGUUCAAUUCAAAAAUGUGUCCGACAUUGACCCCGAACUUUUGAAGGAAGGCAAGGAAUUCAUCCAAAGGAACUUUUUCGCAAUAAUUCUUGCCCACUUGGUGGCUAUUGCAUUUUUGCUAGCAAUUAAACCAGUCCAAGCGCUACUCCUGAGAACGGGAUCAAUACACAAAAAAGAAAAUACGCUCAAACGUUACUUGUCUCUCAUUAUUGCCAUAAAAAACCUUUACGAGUGUGACCUGGUAGAGGCUGACGAUGUCGAGUCUGCAGCCAAGAAAAGUAGUAAAAACAAUGGACAGAAUCAGUCGUCGGUGUCCAGCAUCGUUGAGACAAAACCUCAGCACAAGUACAAUGAGGAGAGCGUGACGGGGAAGGAGUUGGACAGUUUGCGACGAGGGUUGAGCAACGUGUCCAAAAACUAUAGAGUCUUUGUCCCACCUCCCACACACACGAUGAGGCUGGACGCGGAGGAACAGGUCCUGCUUCUCGCUCUCAAGGAGGAUUUGGCCCUUCUGCAACCAUUGGAUAAAAUAGGCCUGGAUCGGGACAAAAUUUACACCACCAUCAAUCCUGACGUGCCACUGAGUCAGUACGACAUGGUCAUGCUCCAGUUUGCCUUCUUUGGAUUCAUCACCCUUUUCCCAACAACUUUCGGAAUUCAUGAGUCGACAAAGAAAUUUCCGAAAAAUAUUUCAGGCUUCAUUCACUUGUGGGGUGUGCUCGGAAAGCGUUUCGGGAUUGAGGAUAAAUUCAACCUCUGCCUCAAUCGCAACUUUGACUCGGAGACGAAUCUCGAGAUUUUUAGAGAGAUUUUUCUCUUUAGCUUCAAACUCGCGGAUGAUAAUUUGCUCAAGCUGUGGAGAACAAUGACGGCAGGCUCUUCCAGAUACUUUUUCUUCUUCAGAACAAAGUCAAUGCUCCAAUUUAUGCUAAAAAACGUGGCGAAAGUUCAGGACUGUCACAAUGUGUAUUUCCUCAUGAAUUUCUUCGAGAAGCUUUGCUACCAUUCCCAUCAGUUUUGCGUCUCUUGGCUCCUAAGGUUUUGGGUGACGAGAGUUUUUGUAAAUCUGUGUGCAAGGACAGUCUUCUUUCUCGGCUAUAAACUCUACCUAAGAAGAAUUAAGCUCCAGAAAGAAAAGUAUGAAUAUGAUCGAGAUAUGAUUGUCAAAACUGUACAUUAAUAAAGUACGUACAUAUCUGUCAUAGUUUUGAGUAUGUACAUCAUAAA